AUGAACUCAUUGUACAGAUUUGUUGGGAUGGUAGUGCGGUCUAGGAAUGAGGUGACCAACCAUUUGCUGCAAAAACUCUACAGAGAUCCAUAUGGCCAUGACUUGAUGUCAACCAACAUUCAAAGAGGCAGAGAUCAUGGACUCACUGGUUAUGUCAACUACAGGUACAAACUCUGUGGCUUGUCCCUCAUCAAGACCUGGGAUGACAUGGUCAACAUGGGUUACAUGAGGAACUACACUGUUGCCAAGCUGGCCCAAAUCUACAGGACCCCAUAUGAUGUUGACCUUAUUAUUGGUGGGUUGGCUGAACGGCCAGUCAAGGGUGGCUGGGUUGGACCCACCCUCUCUUGCAUUAUUGCCAGGCAGUUCAGGAAUCUCAUUGUUGGUGACAGACACUGGUUUGAGCACCCAGGAAUGCCUUCAUCCUUCACCAAGGCUCAACUCAAGGCCAUCAAAUACACCAGUGCAGCUGGGUUGUUGUGCGAAGUCCUUGGUCUCAAGGCACUUCAGCCCCUUGUGAUGCAUUUGCCUGGAUAUCAAGGAAACCAGAUUACCUCUUGCAAAAACUUGCCAACACUGAACCUGCUACCUUGGAAGGAAGUUGAUCCUUACCAUUCAGCUCCUCAGGAUGUUCUGUAUGGCUCUGGUAACCACCACUCUGGUUAUAACAGUGGGGACUAUGGAUAUGGCCACCUUGCUGACACCUACAGCACUGGAGACACUUACAGCACUGGGAAUUCUGGUUACAUCAAUCCAGGAUAUUAAUGCAAUCAAAUUUUAUAAUGUUGGGUGAAUUCAGGGAUGUUCAGGUAGAACAUCAAAUUGACAGCCACAAUGUUGUGAAACCAUGUCACGUUUAACACAAUGACAAGAAGUAAACCUCUUCCUCAACAAACUCACUUUGUAUCUUGUCUCAAAAAAAAAGAAGCAUCCAUUCUUGUUUUCCAUUCCCUGUACAACAGCAAUUCCUAUUUUUCCAUGUACUGGAAGACAUUGCUGAAGUAAAUUGCGGAAACAUUGACAGGUGUACGCUAUUAUAAUGUUGUCAUUCUUUGAAAAUGCCAAGAAAUAAACAUCUUCUUCAAAAAGUAAGAUUGGUUAUUUCUCCUGAAGCUUACACUGAAGUAUUACCAGAGAUUUGCUGCACAACUCUUCCUCCAGGGAACUCCAAAAUGAAAUUACUGUAUAUAUAAAAAUUAUUCACACAAAUGAAGCAAAGUAAAUUCAUGCUAAAAUGGUGAUGUUAAGAUUUUCAAUCCUGGAAUUUCUCCACUAUUGUGAAAUCUUUUUAGUGAGGUGACAAAAGGAAAAAAGGAUUUAUUGCUUAUAUGAAGAAAGACUGAGUUUUAAAAUGUAAAUUCUAUGCCAAAGGCAAAACAACAUGAGGUCAAAUGAGCUGUUGUAUAUAUAUACACAUUGCUGAACAUUUAUAAUGACAGGGUUUACUUUUCCAGAGAGAGCAUUGUGUUGCCCCAACAAAGCCCAGUAUAAUUAUAUAUGAGGCUCAGAGUUUGUUGCAGUGCUGUGUUUGCUUAUCCAGAGUGUGUCAGUGUGAUUACCACUUUGAAAAUAUUUACUAAAUCUGAAUAAAGAAUUGAGAAAAUU
Notodromas monacha is the source of this 1605-nucleotide messenger RNA. Lineage: Eukaryota; Metazoa; Arthropoda; Ostracoda; Podocopida; Cyprididae. The record is from the annotation of a GenBank genome assembly.